This is a messenger RNA of Pseudo-nitzschia multistriata, 2177 nucleotides long. The record is from the annotation of a GenBank genome assembly. Lineage: Eukaryota; Bacillariophyta; Bacillariophyceae; Bacillariales; Bacillariaceae.
CCAGAUGGUUACGAAUCGUACCAGCGUCUCCAGCGUGCAGCGUUCAUACAGUAGUUCAUACCUCCAUACGUACGUUUGUACGUUCAUACAAUAUCCGAAAUAUCAAUGUACGUACCGUAUGUAUCGGUAAUCCUUGUCCUACAGUACGUACUACGUAAGGGGUGAAUUACCGUACUCUUAUUGGUACUCGUACGUACUACAACAAGGAAAGGACGGAAAAAAAUAAAAAUGGCAUGCAAUUCUGUCCUUCGAUCUUCAACAACUGUCUUGUUCGGUACAGAUUCUGUUUCAAUAGUCGUUGUUGGAAGACUGCAUCGAAGAAUCCAUAUCGCACGGAAAUUUUAUCUUCGAUGAGCCGAGGGAGAAUGAUGAAGCAAUCCUUCGCGUCAACUGCAGCAGUCCUGGCCCUGUCGUCGUCCUUUUCGUCGUCCCUGAUCGGAAGUGUCCAUUCCCUAUCACUGAGCAUGAGUGCAGCCUCGUCGACGAGCAAGGCCGGCGCCAAAAGCAUCGUGGUGGUCGGUGGGGGCAUCCAGGGCACCUCCGUGGCCUACCAGCUGGCCCAGAAGGCGACGGCCGAAGAGCCACUCGAGAUCACCAUCCUGGAGGCCAAGGAACCCGCCUCGGCCGCCUCCGGAAAGGGGGGUGGCUUCAUGGCCCGAUCGUGGGGGGACGGUUCCCCGACGCAGGGCCUCCACCACCUGGCCUUUGACAUGUACGAGGACCUCGCGAAGGAACUCGGUUGUUCCUCCUACCGGAAGCUCCCCGUCCUAAGCGUUGCACCGGAGGGCGGGGGUGGCAUCCGGGGGAGCAAGGGAAACCCCCUGAUCCCCUCUUGGCUGGACGGAGACUCGAUCGGCCGGAUCUCCCCGAUGGGAUACGGCGACGACACGGCCCAGAUCACCCCCAAGGAAUUCGUGGAGAAAAUGCUGGAGGCGGCAUCGGAAAAUGUUUCGGUGGUACUGGGAACCUGCACGGGGGUCGAUGUCUGCGAGAGCAGCGACGAGGACGACGAACAGUCGGUCACCGGUGUGAGGUACCAGCCCCGCGGAAGCGAGGACGGCACCGAAAAAGUCCUCCCUGCCGAUGCGGUGGUGGUGUCGGCAGGGCCCUGGUCGUGCCAGGCCGAGGACUGGUUCGAGGGAUCGGGCGUCCAGCUCCCGAUGGAGGGGGUCAAGAGCACCAGCAUCGUCUGGAAGCAGCCCGAGGGCACCAGCGAGGUGGACGCUACAGCCCUGUUUUGCGGGGAAGACUACCGAUUCAACACACACCGUACGUGCCGUCCCAUGCCGCAGACGAACAUUGGUUUCCGCUGCGACGAUUCAAACGAAUCCAUAUCCAAUCUGCUCCUCAUUUUUCUUUUCUCUCUGUCUCUCUCUUUCCCAACUCGUCUAUUGCACACGUUGCAUUACCAAUGAAAACGGGGCAACGCAUCGGACAACAAUUAAAACGGAAUACGACAUCCACUCGUUUUGAUUAUUCACAACACUCUGUUCUAUUGCGUACGCGAAACACUUGCAGUGGAAGUCUAUCCCCGGCCCGACGGAACCAUCUACAUCUGCGGGAUCGGUGGAUCGGACUACAUCACCACGCAGGAACUCAAGCAGGGCGCCUACCGGGAGGUCAUCGAAGCGAACGAUUCCCGCGUCAAGGCCGCCUCCGAUAGCUUCCGGGAGCUUUCGAGUCUGUACCGGGAAAAGGGUGAGCUCGACCGCACCCAGGCCUGUAUGAGACCCUGUCCACCGGACGCCCUCCCCUACAUGGGGGCGAUCCCGUCCUAUACCAACGCCUUUGUCAACGCCGGGCACAACUGCUGGGGGAUUGCCUGGGCCCCGGCCUCCGGCAGGGCCAUGGCGGAGCUCGUCCUGGACGGGGCCUCUGAGAGCGUGGACCUCCGGCCCUUCGAUCCGGCGCGCUUCACACCCUCGGCCGGCAAACGCGGUGGCCGCGGCCGAAAGAAAAAGGGAGCGAGCGUUGGCGAGCAGUGGUAGCCAGUGGGGAGAACGACGGUGACGGCGGUUUGCGCUGGUUCGCUCGUGCGGAAAAUAGGUCCCGCAAAGACCUCGCAUUCCCUACAUGUGUGGUUCGUAGUGUGUUGCCUGGUUUUCACUGACCCCAUUGUUUUGCCAGCUACCACAGACAACUACACUGCGCCUUUUUAAAAAAAUUAAAGGCUUGUG